Messenger RNA from Setaria italica (foxtail millet), 1224 nucleotides. Its product is annotated as probable carboxylesterase 15. Gene Ontology annotation, molecular function: hydrolase activity. Lineage: Eukaryota; Viridiplantae; Streptophyta; Magnoliopsida; Poales; Poaceae. The coding region runs from base 89 to 1111 and encodes 340 amino acids. The record is from RefSeq and is a predicted model, not a curated record. The transcript has a single exon.
GCGACCAUGCCCGGCUAUUUAUCGGCCGUAAAGCUUCGUGACUUGCUCGGUCACACUCCUGUGUUCACUGUUCAGUAGCCAACUUGUCAUGUCGUCGGCCGUUCCAGCAUGCUCGGCGGCAGCGCCACAUGUCGUCGAGGACUGCCUCGGCCUCGUCCAGCUGCUCAGCGACGGCACGGUGAGGCGGUCCACGGACUACUCGGUGUUCCCGCUCGUUGGCGGCGUGCCGCCGCCGGACCUGCCCGUGGAGUGGAAGGACGUCGUCUACGACGGCGCGCACGGCCUCCGGCUCCGCAUGUACCGGCUCUCCACCGCCGGCGCUGGCGGCGGGGUGGAGGAGAAGAAGCUGCCGGUGCUCGUGUACUUCCACGGCGGCGGCUUCUGCGUCGCCAGCUUCGAGGUGAUCAACUUCCACGCCGGUGCGCUCCGCCUCGCCGCCGAGCUGCCCGCCGUCGUGCUCUCCGCCGACUACCGCCUCGCGCCAGAGCACCGCCUCCCCGCCGCGCUCGACGACGCCGAGUCCGUCUUCUCCUGGCUCCGCUCCCAGGCCGCCGGCGGCGGCGGCGCCGACCCGUGGCUCGUCGAGUCGGCCGACUUCCGCCGGGUGUUCGUCACCGGCGACUCGGCCGGCGGCAACAUCGCGCACCACAUCUCUGUGCGCCACGGGUCCGGGGAGCUCCCACUCACCCCGCUCCGGCUCGCCGGCUGCGUGAUGCUCUGGCCCUACUUCGGCGGCGAGGAGCUGAUGCCGUCCGAGGCGGCGUCCCCGCCCGGCGAGCCCAUGGGCAUGGCGCUGUUCGACCAGUUGUGGCGCCUGGCGCUGCCGGCGGGCGCCACCAAGGACCACCCGAUCGCGAACCCGCUCGCGCCGGGGAGCGUCCCGUUCGGCGACCUCGGCGGCGACUUCCCGCCGGUGCUCGUCCUCGACCCCGACCAGGACGUGCUCCACGACCGCGUCGGGGAGUACGUCGCGAGGCUGAGGGCGGCCGGCAAGGAGGUCGAGCUCGUCGUGUUCGAGGGGCAGGGGCACGCCUUCUUCGUCACGGAGCCGUGCGGGGAGGCCUCGGACGAGCUGAUCCGGGUCAUUAGGCGGUUCGUGCACAGUGGUUAAUAAUUGGUGAAUGAAUCAGAAAAUUAAAAGGCUGUGUUAUGCAAAUAAUAUUUGUCACUGUAAGAAAUAAAUGGAGGCACUAUAUGCUGGGUGAUUGUCUUUUUUCAUAAACA